AUGGCGGGAAAGAUACCUAAAGACGAGAUGGAGGAGCUCAGAGAGGCCUUCCAGAAAGUUGAUACUAACAGUAAUGGUUUUAUCUGUGACAUGGAGCUGACUGACCUGUUUAAAGAAGCUAACCUACCGUUGCCAGGAUACAAGCUUCGACGGUUCCUCUCGAUCGCCAAGGAGCUGAAGGGUGAUGACAUAGCUAAGAGCUUCCGGAAGGCCAUCAACAGGAAGGAGGGGAUUCUGGCUAUAGGAGGAACCAGUGAGCUGUCCAGUGAAGGAACACAACACUCAUUCUCAGAGGAGGAGCGUUAUGCGUUUGUUAACUGGAUCAAUGCAGCGCUGGAGAAGGACCCUGACUGUAAACACGUCCUCCCUAUGAACCCCAACACCCCCAACAGUUUGUUCACUGCUGUAGGAGAUGGCAUCAUCCUCUGUAAAAUGAUCAACCUGUCAGUCCCAGACACCAUUGAUGAGAGGACAAUCAAUAAGAAGAAGCUCACUCCCUUCACCAUACAGGAGAAUCUCAACCUGGCUCUGAAUUCUGCCUCUGCUAUUGGUUGUCAUGUAGUGAACAUCGGAGCUCUGGAUCUGAGAGAGGGGAAACCACAUCUGGUACUGGGCCUGCUGUGGCAAAUCAUCAAGAUAGGGCUGUUCGCUGAUAUAGAACUCAGUAGGAACGAAGCCCUAGCUGCGUUGCUGCGUGAGGGAGAGAGUCUGGAGGAUUUGAUGAAGCUGUCUCCUGAAGAGCUUCUGCUCCGCUGGGCUAACUUUCACCUAGAGAAUGCUGGCUUCAGCAAGAUCAACAACCUCUCCUCUGACAUCAAGGACUCUAGGGCUUACUAUCACCUGCUGAACAUGAUCGCUCCUGACGGCAGCAAAGAGAACGAGCAACGCAUUGAGAUCAACAUGUCUGGAUACAAUGAGAAAGAUGACCUGCGUAGGGCAGAGAGUAUGCUGGUUCAGGCUGACAGGUUGGGCUGUAGACAGUUUGUGACCCCUACUGAUGUGGUCUGUGGGAACCCCAAACUCAACCUGGCCUUCGUUGCCAACCUGUUUAAUAAAUACCCAUCACUCACCAAGCCUGAGGGGCAGGACCUGGACUGGGCCAAACUGGAGGGUGAGACGAGAGAGGAGAGAACCUUCAGGAACUGGAUGAAUUCUCUGGGAGUCAACCCUCAUGUUAACCAUAUAUACGGUGAUCUGUUAGAUGCGCUGGUCAUCCUCCAGCUGUAUGAGAGGAUUAAGGUUGCAGUGGACUGGGACCACAAAGUCAACCGCCCUCCCUACCCCAAGCUAGGGGCCAACAUGAAGAAGCUGGAGAACUGUAACUACGCAGUGGACCUCGGGAAGGCCAAGGCAGGGUUCUCUCUGGUCGGCAUCGGAGGACAGGACCUUAACGACGGAAACCCCACCCUCACCCUGGCUCUGGUCUGGCAACUGAUGAGGAGAUACACUCUGAAUGUUCUGGAGGACCUUGGACAUGGAGAGGCUGCUAACGAUGACCUCAUCAUCAACUGGGUCAACAGAACCCUGACUGGAGCCGGGAAGAACUCUAAGAUCUCCAGCUUCAAGGAUCGUGGUAUCAGCAGUAGUCUUCCUGUCCUGGACCUGAUUGACUCCAUCCAGCCACGCAGCGUGAACUAUGACCUUGUCAAGACUGGAACGCUCUCUGACGUUGACAGAUUGGACAAUGCCAAGUACGCUGUGUCCAUGGCAAGGAAGAUCGGAGCCCGUGUGUACGCCCUACCCGAGGACCUGGUGGAGGUGAAACCAAAGAUGGUGAUGACUGUGUUCGCCUGCCUCAUGGGACGGGGUAUGAAGAGGGAAUAGCACUUCAGCCACACCAUCAGCCUGUGCCUCAGCCUCUAGCCUGUUUGCUAACAGGCUUUUGGUUUAAACAAUGAAAACAGCCAUAUUAUAUUAGAUACAUAUUGAUUGAAUGACAGUGGCCAUAUUGCUCCACAGCUGAUUUGAUGACUCUGUAUAUCUGCCUUUAACUUAAGACACUGUGUCACACUGUAUGUGAUGCUGUAGCUUUUCGUUGACCUCUGCGGUGAACAUUAGACUGGACUAUGGCUGUAAAGGACAUGUCAUGUGGGGGAUGACUGGAAUCGCUCUCACAACAGUUCUUAGUUGAGAGAUUGGACUAGAAGUUUCUGUAGGAUUAGAGAGAGAGAGACAGAGAGAGAUAGAGAUUGAGAGAGACAGAGAUAUAUAUAUAUAUAUAUAUAUAGAGAGAGAGAGAGAUUGAGAGAGACAGAUAGAUAUAUAUAUAUAGAGAGAGAGAGAUAGAGAUUGAGAGAGACAGAGAGAUAUAUAUAUAUAUAGAGAGAGAGAGAUAGAGAUUGAGAGAGACAGAGAGAUAUAUAUAUAUAUAGAGAGAGAGAUAGAGAUUGAGAGAGAAAGACAGAUAGAGAGAGAGAGAGAGACAGAGCGAUAGAGAGAGUGUGUUGCUUUGAUUCAACGAUUUUUCAUCGAAUGGCCUUAAGGUUCAGUCGUAAAUGGGUCCCUAUGUCCCUAGUUUAGAUUAUUGACCAAAUUACACAAAACAUACCUACACAAUAGAGCAUUCCAUGUUAUUAGUAUGUUUGACUGGUAUAUUUGUCAUCCCAUGUUAUUAGUAUGUUUGACUGGUAUAUUUGGCAUCCCAUGUUAUUAGUAUGUUAUUAGUAUGUUUGACUGGUAUAUAUGGCAUCCCAUGUUAUUAGUAUGUUUUACUGGUAUAUAUGUUAUUAGUAUGUUUUACUGGUAUAUAUGUUAUUAGUAUGUUUGACUGGUAUAUUUGGCAUCCCAUGUUAUUAGUAUGUUUUACUGGUAUAUAUGUUAUUAGUAUGUUUUACUGGUAUAUAUGUUAUUAGUAUGUUUGACUGGUAUAUUUGGCAUCCCAUGUUAUUAGUAUGUUAUUAGUAUGUUUGACUGGUAUAUAUGGCAUCCCAUGUUAUUAGUAUGUUUGACUGGUAUAUUUGGCAUUCCAUGUUAUUAGUAUGUUUGACUGGUAUAUUUGGCAUUCCAUGUUAUUAGUAUGUUAUUAGUAUGUUUGACUGGUAUAUAUGGCCAUGCCUUUAACAGAAAGGUAGCCAAUCAACUAUGCAUAAACAAUCUGUUUUGUUGUUGAAAUAAUGUAGUCGUUGAAAAGCAAAGCUUUAAAUGUCCCUGACCAGUUAGUGUUGUGGAACCUGUUAAAACAAUACUAUCGUUGCUGUGGUGAGGACGGAUUUGGGGAGAGAAACUGGAAGCCUGUCUGUGUUACAGAGUCCUGUCUAUACAGAUGCCAUGCUGAUCCUGAACGGAUUAAAUACAACUCUUCAUGAUA
Messenger RNA from Oncorhynchus tshawytscha (Chinook salmon), 3307 nucleotides. Its product is annotated as plastin-3-like. Lineage: Eukaryota; Metazoa; Chordata; Actinopteri; Salmoniformes; Salmonidae. The coding region runs from base 1 to 1824 and encodes 607 amino acids. The record is from RefSeq and is a predicted model, not a curated record. Gene Ontology annotation, cellular component: cytoplasm; actin filament; actin filament bundle. Gene Ontology annotation, biological process: actin filament bundle assembly; actin filament network formation. The transcript has 15 exons. Gene Ontology annotation, molecular function: actin filament binding; calcium ion binding.